Rubroshorea leprosula is the source of this 1536-nucleotide messenger RNA. The record is from the annotation of a GenBank genome assembly. Lineage: Eukaryota; Viridiplantae; Streptophyta; Magnoliopsida; Malvales; Dipterocarpaceae.
GAAUGGUGUAUAUGAAAGGAGGAAUCGCACAAUCAUGAAUAUGGUGCGAAGUUUGAUGUCCAAGAACGACUUGCUUAAGGAGUCUUGGCCAAAAGUUGUUAAUUGGAGUGUUCAUAUCUUGAACAGAAGUCCCACAUCUCCACUUCCAAAUAUGACGCCAAGAGAGGCUUGGACUAGACACAGACCUGCUGUUGACUACUUUAGAAGUUUUGGGUGCAUAGCAUCUGCACAUGUGCCAAAUCAGAAAAGGAGUAAGCUUGAUGACAAAGGGGAAAAGUGUAUUUUCCUUGGUGUUAGUGAUCAAUCCAAAGCUUAUAGAUUAUACAAUCCUUUAACCAAGAAGAUUUCUGUAGAUUUCAAAAAUGGAGAAGAUCUGACUAUGCAAAACUUAGAAGGUCAAACACAACAGACUAAAGGUUUAACUUCAGCAGAUCUCGAAGUUUCAAGACAGACAACUAAAGAAAGUAUGCCUGCAAAAGUAGAGCUCAAUACUGGAGAAAGUCUAUCGACAACUCAAGAACUGGAAUCUAGAACUAGUUCACAACCUCAAUGUAAAAAGAGAAGACCAGCAUGGUUGGAGGAUUAUGAAGUAACGAAUCUACCUCAAGAUGAUGUUCCAGUCAUUCACUUUGCUUUAUUUGCCAAUUGUGAUCCAUUGACAUAUGAAGAGGCCAUUAAAGAAGAAAAGUGGCAAAAAGCCAUGGAAGAAGAAAUUGGUUACAAGCAAGAGUUUGGCAUUGAUUAUCAAGAAGUUUUUGCUCCAGUUGCAAGGAUGGAUACCAUCAGAUUGGUGAUUGCAUUGGCAGCACAGAACUCAUGGCCGAUCUACCAGCUUGAUGCGAAAUCGGCCUUCUUGCAUAGAGAUCUGCAAGAACAGGAAGUUUCGAACAAAUUUCAAAUGAAGAACUGCAAUUCUGUCACUACACCAGUUGACAAAGGUGUAAAGCUCGUGAAAGAUCCAAGAGGCAGAUCUAUGAACAGUAAACUGUACAAGCAGAUUGUUGGAAGUUUGAUGUAUAUGGCAGUAACAAGACUAGACAUAAUGCACGGUCGGCUCCUUGCCUAUCAUUGGUCACUUCCACCUCCUCGCAAGGCCAUAACCAGCCCACAUAACUCUUGCAACAUGGUCGACAAAUACGGACCAAUCUUCACCAUUAAGUUGGGUGCCUAUAAGGCUUUAAUAGUGAGUGAUCAGCAGAUUGCCAAAGAGUGCCUCACUACUAAUGAUAAAGCCUUUGCUAAUCGUCCAAAGAUUGUUGCCACAGAAGUCAUAGCCUACAACAAUGCCAUGUUUGGCUUCGCCCCUUAUGGACCUUUCUAGAUUCAAAUGCGCAAGAGUGUAGCUAUUGAUCUCCUCUCAAGUUAUAGGCUUGAGACGCUCAAACAUGUACGAGAAUCUGCAGUAAGGGAAUCUCUAUGGAAGUUACAUCAUCAAUGGAACGAGAACAAAAGUGAAUCCAAUCAAGUAUUAGUGGAAAUGAGAAAAUGGUUUGUAGAUACAACCCUCUAUUGGAGAAAUAAACUUGAUUUAUUAAU